Molecule: messenger RNA, 4877 nt
Organism: Pelodiscus sinensis (Chinese soft-shelled turtle)
Lineage: Eukaryota; Metazoa; Chordata; Testudines; Trionychidae
Source: RefSeq, a predicted model, not a curated record
AAGCCGAAUAGAUGUUGUUUCCAGUUUCCUUUCGUCGCGGACAUUUUGUUGUAGAAAAACCUAAAAACUUGAGCGCUCUCUGUCCAAAUUAGCAGCCGUUAGUGUUGAGAAGCUGUUAGCUGAGGUUAGCGUGGUGUCUGUGUAAGAUUAGCUGUGGCAUGGAGCUGUGCUGAGGAGACCAUGUGACUGCAGUGUACAUUGGAAGAGGAAGCUGUAGAGGUCAAUGCAAAGGCAUUGUGCCAGAGUCUGGCAACAAGGGAGAUUGCUGUAUGGCGGAAGAUCGCUUUUCAGGCUCCUAACGCUUUCAUUAACUGUUUGGUGUUGGACAGGAGCAUCCCUGUUAGGUUAACAACAGAAACUGAAGGAUGGAAUAACUCGUUUGUGAUUGGUUUUUGUUGAGGAUGGAAACUAACUGAUCUUUCCAAACGCUUUGUAGGUUUUAUUAACUACUGUUUGUGGAUCUUGCAUUGAAUCAACCUUUCUUGGGAAUGGAAAUUAUUCUGUUCAGAGGAGUUUCAACACAACAUGCUAUUACAGGAAAAAAAAGUUGAAUGUUUCCAGCUAUCAUUGCAUCAGUGUGUUCUGAGUUGUACAGCUCAUUUUGAGUGUUUGUGGUUUAAUAGGAAAUUCAGUUUAUAUUUUUCCACCUUGUAUACAAACAGAAAAACAACCACAAGUUGUAGGUAGAAGAUUAUUUAAAAAAAUCCAAAACGAAUACAGGCCUAGGAAGUAUAGAGAGGGCCAUUUGCAACAGUCCAGAAUAUCUUACUAUUGACUGGCUAUCUAUCUGAGGAGGACAAUAGUGUCUUGGAAAAUUUGUUUUAAUUUGUCUUGUUUAUAAUUGUUUUUUGGGGACAGAAAAUAAUGGAGUCUAAGAAUUUGUUUUGCUUUAAAAAUUGUGUUCUUCUAAUAUUUGUCAAGACAUUUGAAUUGAUACAUUCCAGGUUAUUUUUGUUUUAUUAGCAAUUGUUCCACAUCUGACUUUUUGCAGGCUGGUAUAAUGAAAGGAAACUUCCUUUAUAAGCGUUUUCUGUGUUUUUUAAUUUCCAUCUGAUGUGUAGUUGGCAGCAUCCUGGGAAGAAGAAUAAAAGGAAAGAUUUUAAAAAACUGUAUUUGGGAAUGAAGGACUCAUAUUUUGAAAUGGAUCAUAUUGGAGUCUAGACAGCUUCUUGGCUAGCUGUGAUUUUUUUUUUUUUUUGAAGUAUCUGAAAUACCCCAACGGUGGAAAAAUCUCUAUCCCUGCUGCAAAAUGCUGCUGAAAUUCUAGAGUGGAUAAGAGGGAGAGCAUUAUUACUGUACGAGAAGAGGUUUUAAUUAUGAGAUGAAGGCAGAGGACUUUUUUUAAGCCUACAAAUUUACUGCCUUCAUGACAGCAUUGCGUAUCAUUCUGUCAACUCUAGCACUGGAUGGGGUUGCUAGGCAGCAGGCUCUUAUGUAUCCAACCUCUCUGAUUUGCUAUUCUUCUGCAGACACAUGGUAAGGUCCUUUUUAGCCUAUCAUCUAGAGGGACUUUUGCACGCCGUCUGCAUACUGCUGAGAUUCUCUACCUGAAUGUGAUGGGGAAAAGGCACUGUUAAAUGAAACCUUUUUGAUCACUUUCUGAUACUCUUUCCACAAUCAAAAUAAAAUAAAAUAAAAGCCAUGAAAGGGCGACUGGAACAAGGAGAAGAGGUACUGUUUGAUGAGUGUGAAAGGAUGCUUCACUGAUUUUCAUAUUGAUUUUGGUGGCACUUCAGUGUGGUAUCACGUUUUUAGAGGAGGGAAGAUCUUCUGGCUGAUUCCGCCUACUCUGCAGAAUCUAGAACUUUAUGAAGAAUGGGUUCUGUCAGGAAAGCAAAGUGAUAUCUUUCUGGGAGACAGGGUGGAACUAUGCCAAAGAAUUGAAUUGAAACAAGGGUAUACGUUUUUUAUUCCUUCAGGAUGGAUACAUGCAGUUUAUACUCCAGUAGAUUCUCUGGUGUUUGGUGGAAAUAUCCUGCAUAGUUUUAAUGUUCCCAUGCAGCUUCGCAUCUAUGAGAUUGAGGACAGAACAAGGGUGCAUGCCAAAUUCCGUUAUCCUUUCUACUAUGAAAUGUGCUGGUAUGUUCUGGAGAGAUACGUGUCCUGUGUGACCCAGCGCUGCCACCUCAGCAAAGAAUACCAGAAAGAAUCAAUGUUAAUUGAUGCAACAAGAAAGCCCAGCUUAGACAGCUUCUCAUCAGAUUCCUGGUUAGACAUGGAUGAAGACUCUUGUGAUGCUCAUACCCGGGAGGAGAAGGAAGACAAUUUGGAUAAGAACACAAAGGCCUUGGGUGAUGGUUCCUCCUCACCCAACAGCACACACUCUGAAGGGAAGGAGGUUGCAGGGAGAAAACAGAAAGCCACAGUAAUGAGGUACCUCAAAAGAACUUUGUCUAAUGAGUCAGAUGACAGUGUAAAGUCAACAACCCCCACAGACUAUCCGAAAACACCGACAGGGUCACCAGCUACAGAAGUCUCAACCAAAUGGACUCAUCUUACAGAGUUUGAACUGAAAGGUUUGAAAGCCCUGGUAGAAAAGCUUGAAUCUCUCCCAGAGAGCAAGAAGUGUGUUCCAGAAGGCAUUGAGGAUCCUCAGGCUCUUCUGGAGGAUAUGAAGAAUAUUCUGAAGGAACAUGCUGAUGACGAUCAGAAUCUUGCCAUUUCGGGGGUCCCUGUGGUAACCUGGCCUAAGAAGACCACAAAGAACAGGGCAGUUGGACGACCCAAAGGGAAACUGGGCACUGCCUCUGCAGUGAAGCUAGCUGCUAAUCGGACGACUGCAGGAGCACGUCGGAGGAGGACGCGAUGCCGCAAGUGCGAGGCUUGCCUACGUACAGAGUGCGGCGAGUGUCACUUCUGCAAAGACAUGAAGAAGUUUGGUGGGCCUGGAAGAAUGAAGCAGUCCUGCAUUAUGAGGCAGUGCAUUGCGCCGGUGUUGCCUCACACUGCUGUGUGUCUAGUGUGCGGAGAAGCUGGAAAAGAGGACACUGUGGAAGAGGAGGAGGGCAAGUUUAAUCUCAUGCUAAUGGAAUGUUCCAUUUGUAAUGAAAUAAUACACCCAGGAUGCCUGAAGGUGAAGGAAUCAGAUGGUGUUGUUAACGAUGAACUGCCAAACUGCUGGGAAUGUCCAAAGUGCAACCAUGCAGGGAAAACUGGGAAAGCGUACAAGCAAAAGCGUGGACCAGGAUUCAAAUACGCAUCAAAUCUCCCAGGCUCGCUGCUUAAGGAACAGAAGAUGAACAGAGAUAAUAAGGAAGUAACUGAUGCAGCAAAACGGAAAGGGGAAUGUGAAGAAACCCCCAGGCGGAAAUCUGAUGAACCUUCUAAAAAGCCCCCUGUUGAUUCUAUUUUGAGGAGAAAGUCAGAUGAAGUGCAUAUACGAAGGAAAAGAAAAUUUGAGAAACCACAAGAACCUGCUAUGAGAAAACGGCUAAAACUUGGUAAAGAAGAGAAACUCUUCAGGAAAAAGAGGCGAACGUGGAAGGCUACAGACGACCGAACUGGCAUGGCCAAACCCCUGCGACGGUUUAAACAGGAACCUGAGGAAGAUCUACCAGAAGCACCUCCAAAAGCCAAGGAGAGUGACCAGUCACGGUCGAGCUCCCCCACUGCGGGACCCAGCACUGAAAGUGCUGAGCCUAGGGACAAGAAAAAGAUAAAGAUGAGGCGGAAAAGGCGUCUUCCAAAUAAGGAACUGAGCAAAGAGCUCAGCAAAGAACUCAAUCAGGAGAUCCAAAAAACCGAGAACAGCCUUGCCAAUGAGAAUCACCAACCCAUCAAAUCUGAGCCAGAGAGCGAGAAUGAGGAGCCCAAACGAGCUCUGAGCAAUAGCGAGAGACUCCACAGGUUCAGUAAAGGGUUAAAUGGGACUCCCAGGGAGCUGAGGCACCAGCUUUUGCCAAGCCUGCGAAGCACACCUAGGGUGAUUACCCGGCCACCACCUUCACUCUCUCCUCCCAAAUGCAUUCAGAUGGAACGCCAUGUAAUCAGGCCACCCCCCAUCAGCCCUCCUCCGGACUCACUCCCCCUAGAUGAUGGGGCAGCCCAUGUGAUGCAAAGGGAAGUCUGGAUGGCUGUCUUUAGCUACCUCAGUCAUAGUGACUUGUGCAUCUGUAUGAGAGUUUGCAAGACCUGGAACAGAUGGUGCUGUGAUAAAAGAUUGUGGACCAACAUAGAUCUAAACCAUUGUAAAUCCAUCACUCCACUUAUGCUCAGUGGCAUUAUUAGGAGACAGCCUGUAACCCUUGAUCUUAGCUGGACAAACAUAUCUAAAAAGCAACUGAGCUGGCUUAUCAAUAGACUACCAGGUCUCCGAGACCUGCUGUUAUCAGGGUGUUCGUGGAUUGCCGUCUCUGCACUUUGUAGUUCCAGUUGUCCUUUACUCAGAACCCUGGAUGUUCAGUGGGUGGAAGGAUUAAAAGAUGCACAAAUGAGAGACCUCUUGUCACCACCAACAGAUAACAGACCAGGUCAAAUUGAUAACCGAAGUAAACUACGGAACAUAGUUGAGCUGCGUUUGGCUGGUCUGGAUAUUACAGAUGUUUCUUUGCGAUUGAUCAUUAGGCACAUGCCUCUGCUUUCCAGACUUAAUCUUAGUUUCUGUAACCAUGUGUCAGAUCAGUCUAUUAACCUCUUGACUGCAGUAGGAACCACCACACGUGAUUCCUUAACUGAAAUUAACUUAUCAGACUGCAAUAAGGUUACUGACCAGUGCCUGUCCUACUUUAAACGUUGUGGGAAUAUCUGUCAGAUCGAUUUGAGGUACUGCAAGCAAGUGACCAAGGAAGGAUGUGAGCAGUUCAUAGCAGAGAUGUCAGUGAGUGUUCAGUUUGGUCAGGUGGAAGAGAAAUUGCUUCAAAAACUGAGUUAGUUAGAGG